This is a messenger RNA of Phragmites australis (common reed), 1487 nucleotides long. RefSeq names its product protein arginine N-methyltransferase PRMT10. The record is from RefSeq and is a predicted model, not a curated record. NCBI's taxonomy places the organism in Eukaryota, Viridiplantae, Streptophyta, Magnoliopsida, Poales, Poaceae. Gene Ontology annotation, molecular function: protein-arginine N-methyltransferase activity. Gene Ontology annotation, biological process: peptidyl-arginine methylation. The coding region runs from base 77 to 1207 and encodes 376 amino acids. The transcript is spliced from 8 exons. Gene Ontology annotation, cellular component: nucleus.
CUCCAUAAACCCUAGCAGGCAAGCAAGCAACCUUCGUCCCAAAACCCCUUACUGCCCCCGCUCCCGCCUCCAGCCCAUGGCGUCCCUCCCGAACGGCGCCGCCGCCACCGGUUCCUCCGGCGCGCCCGCGGUGGAUAAGGAAGUGGACUUUGCCAACUACUUCUGCACCUACGCCUACCUCUACCACCAGAAGGAGAUGCUCUGCGACCGCGUCCGCAUGGACGCCUACCACUCCGCCGUCUUCCGCAACGCUCCCCACUUCCGCGGCAAGGUUGUGCUUGACGUGGGCACGGGGAGCGGCAUCCUUGCGAUCUGGAGCGCGCAGGCCGGGGCCAGGAAGGUGUACGCCGUCGAGGCGACUGAUAUGGCGGAGCACGCGCGCGAGCUCGCGCGCGCCAACGGCGUUGCGGACAUCGUCGAGGUGAUACAGGGCACCGUGGAAGACGUUGUGCUUCCGGAGAAAGUGGAUGUCAUUAUAUCAGAGUGGAUGGGCUACUUUCUUUUGAGAGAGUCCAUGUUUGAUUCUGUCAUUUGCGCACGUGACCGCUGGUUGAAGCCAGAUGGUGUAAUGUAUCCUAGUCAUGCUCGGAUGUGGCUAGCACCGAUAAGAACUGGUUUGGGUGACAAAAAGAUGGAAGAUUUUGAUAUUGCUAUGGAUGACUGGAAUCUAUUUGUUGAGGACACUCAAGCUUAUUAUGGGGUCAACAUGAAUGCUUUGACAAAGGCAUAUCGUUCAGAAAAUGAAAAAUACUAUCUCAAGUCUUCAAUAUGGAACAAUCUUCAUCCAAACCAAGUUAUCGGUCAAGCUGCAGUUAUCAAGGAAAUUGAUUGCUUGACGGCCACUGUUGAUGAUAUUCGAGAAGUUAGAGCACAAGUUAUGUUGCCAAUCAGCCUCGAUGAAGCUAGAUUAGCAGCACUAGCUGGAUGGUUUGAUGUUCAUUUUCGAGGUAGUAAGCAAAACCCUGCAGUGGAAGAAGUUGAGUUAAAUACGGCUCCGAAUGAGCGUGGUGGAACUCAUUGGGGGCAACAGGUAUUCUUGCUGAAGCCACCUCUGAAAGUAACUAGAGGAGACAGUGUUAAGGUUUCCUUCUCGAUGGUUCGCUCAAAAGAAAAUCAUCGACUUAUGGAUAUGGAGUUCACCUAUGAAUUGCAUGAGUUCUCUGGCAAGCAGCACCCAGCAAUCACAACCAAGAUGUACUUAGAGUAGAGCAAGAACUCUGACUAGACCUGAUUCGUUUGAUGAAAGACGGAGUACGGGUUACCAUGUGUCCUUAUGUUGCUGUCGCCGAACCCUUGCUCAGAAGUUGAGCAACUGUAACCCUAGCAUGUGUGGUAUUCAUAGCAUGGCCUAAAGGCCACCUUGUGUUAUACCCAUGAUGUGUACAAUGAGACCAUGAGGCAUGAUGGCAUGCCAGAGAUUUUGUUGUAUUGGUAAUGUCUUAUUGUUUGAUUGCUCAAGUAAUGGGAGCUAUUGCUUCUUGACAUUA